AUGGUCUAUACCAGACCAGAUUUAGCUCAUUGUUUAAGUGUUGUCAGUAGAUAUAUGGUUGAUCUAGUGAGUUAUCAUUGGCAAGCAAUCAAGUGGAUUCUGAGAUAUGUUAAAGGAAUCAUAUCAUAUGGGCUGUUAUAUACUAAACCCUUAAGUAAUCAAGAGGUUCUCACAGGUUUUGUGGAUACAGAUUAUGCAACUGAUAAAGACAAGAAAAGAUCAUUGUCUGGUUUAGUUUUCAAGUUAUUUGGAAACAAAGUGAGCUGGAAAUCAUCCUUACAAUCAAUGGUUGCUUUAUCAACCAUAGAAGUUGAAUAUAUGGCUCUAACUGAAGCUUUUAAAGAAGCUAUCUGGCUUAAUGAGUUAGUAGAAGAAUUUCAGAUUUCCUUAAAGGAUGAUUUGGUGAUUUUUUGUGAUAGUCAAAGUGCAGAUUUUUGUCAAAGGAAUCAGACCUACCAUGAAAGAACAAAGUAUAUAGAUGUUAGGUUCCAUUUCAUAAUAGAUGUAAUUGCAGAAGGGAGAGUAAGGAUUGAGAAAAUUUCAUCCUCUGAAAAUGCAGUUGAUGUCUUAAGAAAGACUCUACCUGUAAAUAAACUUAAGAGUUGUUUGAAGGCUCUCAAGGUUGGUUCUUUAUGA
This is a messenger RNA of Benincasa hispida (wax gourd), 636 nucleotides long. The record is from RefSeq and is a predicted model, not a curated record. NCBI's taxonomy places the organism in Eukaryota, Viridiplantae, Streptophyta, Magnoliopsida, Cucurbitales, Cucurbitaceae.